This is a messenger RNA of Naegleria fowleri, 2721 nucleotides long. RefSeq lists its product as uncharacterized. The transcript has 5 exons. Bases 1 to 2721 code for a protein of 906 amino acids. The record is from RefSeq and is a predicted model, not a curated record. NCBI's taxonomy places the organism in Eukaryota, Heterolobosea, Eutetramitea, Acrasida, Naegleriidae. Gene Ontology annotation, molecular function: ATP-dependent chromatin remodeler activity; ATP binding.
AUGAAACGAAAAUUCGUUACCCCCUUCAAGAAUCCACCACCAUCAGUAAAGCCUUCUUCUUCUUCUGCUGAUACGACCGAUAAAGCCUCUUCAACAAGUUCCAAAAACGUAAAAACAACAACAACCACUUCAUCAUCAAGUGGUUCCAAUCCUGCUGCUUCGCAAAAUUCCAAUGGCAGUCAGGAUCAACAGAACUCUUGUUCGAAUUCAGCCGUGAAGUCAUCCGCUCCUUCUUCCUCAUCAUCGGGUUCCAAUGCAAUCAAGAAGAAGUUUGUUCCUCCCACUCGAACAAAGCCAAUAGAGGAAAUAAAUAAUUCUGCAAGUAAUGAUGAUGAUGAAGGAGAGGUUUGGACAGUCAUGCAUACCAAGAACACUAAUAAGAAACACAAAACCUUUGAUGAUGGAAUAUUGCUCAUUAAGAAUAAGAGAUACACUUUGUUUGAUUCAAAUGGAAAACAAUUAAUCGCCAAACCUGUUUCAAAAGUUGAAACUUUUCGAGAAGGAGACCAGAUGGUAUUGGGUGGAAAAUUAUGUGAAUUCAUGAACAAAAUCAAAAUGGAAGACUACGUUAGUGGAAGAAUUUUUCUACAAUACAACUCAAACUUGACAAGCAAAACAUCAACAUCCUUGAUAUCAAAAACUGCUACAACUAAAUUCAAACCUCACAAUACGACCAAGACUGCAGGUCUAGGAUAUAACAAUAAUGAAGUGGAGGUUAUUAAAGCACCUGAAGGAACUUAUAUUUUGAAUGAGGGUCAUCCUGAGAAAGAUAAAUCAGGAACAAAAAUUUCUGAUGUCUAUAUUGAUAGUUUUAUUGGAGAAAACUUGAGACCGCACCAAGUGGAAGGCGUUAAAUUUAUGUAUGAAUGCGUAAUGGGUAUGAAAGAUUUUGCUGGCAGAGGAAUGUUGUUGGCCGACGAAAUGGGUUUAGGUAAAACAUUGCAGUCAAUAGCACUGAUCUAUACACUCUUGAGAAGAGGACCUUAUGGUAAACCAGUGAUUAAGAAGGCCAUUGUCGUGACCAACUCCUCAUUGGUGAAAAAUUGGACAUAUGAGUUCGAUAAAUGGAUUGGUGAAGACAAGAUCAAAGUCCUCACAGUCACCACAAAGACUGCAAAACAAUCACCAUCUGAAACUUUAAAAAUAUUUAAGGCAGGAUUUCACCAAGUACUAAUUAUCUCGUACAAUCUUUGCACAAAUUAUGUGGAUGAGUUGCAAGAGUGUCAAUGUGAUCUGUUAAUUUGUGAUGAAGGCCACAAACUGAAGAAUGCCAACAUUAAGAUUUUCCAAACCUUGAAAAAGCUCAACACGCCAAGAAGGAUUGUACUGAGUGGAACCCCUCUUCAAAAUGAUUUGAAUGAAUUCUUUACCAUUUGCGAUUUUAUUAAUCCUGGAUUAUUGGGAGAUGCAACAUCUUUCAAAAAUUUGUUCACAGAGCCAAUCAAGAGAGGUCAGGAACCCAAUGCAAAGAAACAAGACAAAAUUCUUGGUGAAAAUCGGUCUAAAGAGUUGAACAAGAUGGUUUCUCAAUUCGUGUUGAGAAGAACUAAUAUGUUAUUGAGAGAACAUUUACCUCCAAAAAUGGAAAUUGUAAUAUUUUGUGGCAUGACUGAGCUUCAAGAGAAUCUUUACAAACAUUUCGUGUUGUCCAAAACACUGAGAGGAUUCAUCAAUGGAACAAUGGACUCCAACAACGCACUUGCUUGUAUUCUUAGUCUUAAAAAGCUUUUAACUCAUCCAAAUAUGAUUUAUCCAGAAAAAGACGAAAACGAGGAGGAGGAUGAAGAUAACACUCAGCUCUUUGAUGAUAUUUGGUCUCAAUCUGAAAAGCUCUUUCCCAAAGAUUUUAAUCCAAGUGGCUCUGAGUACAAGGAGGAAUAUUCUGCAAAACUCACCAUUCUGGAUUGCCUGCUAAAAGAAAUCCAAGAGACUGGUGAUAGGGUUGUCAUUGUUUCCAAUUUUAAAUGUAUUUUAAACGAAGUUGAAAAGUUAUGCAAGCACAGGGAAUACACUUGGUCUAGAUUGGAUGGCUCAACUUCAUCUGACAAGAGAAUGCAAAUUGUUAAUGCCUUCAAUUCUCCAAAAUCGAAGGACUUCAUUUUUCUAUUAUCAUCCAAGGCAGGUGGAUGUGGAUUGAACUUGAUAGGAGCCAAUCGUUUAAUCAUGUUAGAUCCUGACUGGAAUCCAAGUAAUGAUGAACAAGCUAUGGCUCGUGUUUGGAGAGAUGGCCAAAAGAAAAACGUGUUCAUUUACCGAUUGAUUGGUUGUGGUACAAUUGAGGAGAAAAUAUUCCAAAGACAAAUUGUAAAAACGGGACUUUCUAAAUCCACACUCGAUGAGAAGUCCACAAAAUCUCAAUUUUCCACCUCAAUGUUGAAAGAGCUGUUUAAAUAUGAUUCUGAUACCAACUUCACAACAUACAAGCCAGAAGAAAAUGACAUUACUGUGGCCAAAGAAAAGGAUCCUGUUCUUUCGGCUGUACUUGACAAUGAAACGAUCAAAAUUCCAUUCAUUAAGAUUACAUUGGACACUGAAGGAAAAACUAUGAUAACCUCUGAAGAUCAGAACAACAGCGACAAUGAAAGUGACGAUAUGGAAGAUGACGCAAAAUCAGAGGAGGAAGAAUCCACAACGACCAAUGUCACUACAGAAGCACCACCCAAAAAGAGAAAACUGGAUUUGGAAGAUGGAGAAGAUGAAUUCGUUUUUGAAGAUGAGUAA